Camelus dromedarius (Arabian camel) is the source of this 333-nucleotide messenger RNA. It is a transcript of the gene TAC4, whose product is annotated as tachykinin precursor 4. The record is from RefSeq and is a predicted model, not a curated record. NCBI's taxonomy places the organism in Eukaryota, Metazoa, Chordata, Mammalia, Artiodactyla, Camelidae. Bases 1 to 333 code for a protein of 110 amino acids. Gene Ontology annotation, biological process: positive regulation of cytosolic calcium ion concentration; tachykinin receptor signaling pathway; inflammatory response. The transcript has 5 exons. Gene Ontology annotation, molecular function: substance P receptor binding.
AUGCAGCUCUGCCUCACCCUGCUCCUCCUGGCGGGGCUGUCUGCGUGUACUGUGGCAGGGGACAAGGAACUGGCACUCGACGCUGAAGCGAGGUCCUGGGUAGCCGUGACCCUGGAGGAGAAUGCUGUCCCCAGCAUUCAGCUCCAGCCCCGGGAGGUGAAGAGGGGCAAAGCCAGCCAGUUCUUUGGGCUGAUGGGGAAGCACGUGGGAGGAAUACCUCCCAUCCAGCCAGAGAGAGCAGGGUAUCUGCGAGGACCAGUGGUCCAGGGCCUCCUGGGCAGGGGAGGGCCAUCUACAGAAGGCAGAGAGGAUGAGGACCACGGGUCAGAGUGA